Aspergillus glaucus CBS 516.65 is the source of this 1354-nucleotide messenger RNA. Its product is annotated as PaaI family thioesterase. NCBI's taxonomy places the organism in Eukaryota, Fungi, Ascomycota, Eurotiomycetes, Eurotiales, Aspergillaceae. The transcript has 3 exons. The coding region runs from base 173 to 1063 and encodes 296 amino acids. The record is from RefSeq and is a predicted model, not a curated record.
GACGUAUUUUCGUCGUGCGUUCUAUUGUGUUCCAUUUGUUCUCUGCAAAUAAAGUGGUUGUAUAUUGAUUCAGAUAUUGACAGGGAUUGUCGAACCAUUGUCGAACCUCUGCGAACCCUUACUAUCGAGAUCUGAUUCUAUACCGCCCCUAUAAUAGACAACGACGAACAAAAUGUCCUGGCUCACCAGAACGACAUCCUCCCUCCCCAAACGACCCUCAUCCAUCCUCCGACCUCUCACCAUCACCAGACAAACCCUCCCUCAAUUACACCACCAACAACGAACCUACAAAAUAACAACCCCCCGCCCCGUCCACCCAUCUUCCUCCCCCUCCGCCCAACAAUCAACAACCGUCCUUCACGAUGACCACCUCACAAACCCUAACUUCCCUGCCCCGACAAGCACAAAAAAUGAGCAAACUCACAUCGACGCCCUAAUCUCAACCCUCCCCCUCGUGCAAUCCUUGCGCCACAACCCAUCCUACAAAGAAUCCCGCCCCCACCACUCCAUGGACCCAUCGCUGCGAUCGAUGCAUUUCGUCGCGGGUUCGCUGGCGGGGAAGAACAAGGUUACUGUUGCGCCGUUUAUGUGGAUGUCCAAUCCCUCCUCUCCCCCCUCCACCUCGUCUACUGUAUCUUCGCCAUCGGCGAAAACCAAUACCAAAACAAACGGGAAGGGAACGGCCGGCAGCCAUCUGUACUCAAUCUUCCACAUCGGCGGGCACCUCUGCGGACACCCGGGGUACGUGCACGGCGGGUUAUUAUCGGUGAUGUUCGACGAGGCCUUCGCGCGGUGCGUAUCAACAUCGUUCAACAGUGGGCUUGGUAUGACGGCGAAUUUGAAUGUGGAUUUCCGGAAGCCGGCGCUGCCGGGUAGGUUGUAUGUGCUUGAGGCGGGGACUGUGAGGGUUGAGGGGAGGAAGGCUUGGGUUGAGGGGAAGUUGGUUUGUUUGCCGGAUGUUGGGAACGGGGAGGAGGGGGAGGGGGUUAUGGUUGCGGAGGCGAGGGCUUUGUUUGUUGAGCCGAAGUUUGCGGAGUCUAUGAUUCCGUUGUAUAAAGGUUGAUCCAUUGAUCCCGGAUCGAGUUGGAUAAAGUUCUUCAUUUUGCGUUUUGCAUAAUACCCAUAGACAGAAUAGAAUAGAAUAGACUAGAUCAUGUACCAUUCCUAUCUAAUUGUUAUCUCACAAAUGCACGCCUUGACUCCCUACCAGGCCCGAUCAACCUGAUAACAAUCUUGCAACAAUAACCGAAAAGUAACUGAUGGAGAAGACCGUCCAUGCCCUUCAUUAGCCAGAGUAAGAACAUGCCGACACCUUUUCUUUCCACGCCAAGAUGAAAACGACGAAAAUACAAUU